AUGCGAACCUACGACUACAACUACGACUACAACUACGACUACGACUACGACUACGACUACGACUACAACUACAACUACAACUACAACUACAACUACAACUACAACUACGACUACGACUACGAUAACAAGUACGACAACUACUUCUACAACUACUACUGCGUCUGCUCUCACAACCACUACGACUCAGCCUACAUCAACCUUUGUUUUCACGCCAUCUUCAGCAACUCCUACAACUACUGA
Messenger RNA from Perkinsus marinus ATCC 50983, 240 nucleotides. RefSeq lists its product as hypothetical. Lineage: Eukaryota; Perkinsozoa; Perkinsida; Perkinsidae. The transcript has a single exon. Bases 1 to 240 code for a protein of 79 amino acids. The record is from RefSeq and is a predicted model, not a curated record.